CUCUCCGGACGGGACGGCAGUGCCCCCUGGCGGCAGCGGGGUGCCCCGGGCCCCUGCCCGCAGCCCGGCAUGGAGGAGGAGGAGGGUGCCGCGGGCGGCGCGGAGCCGCGGCACCCCCGCCGCCGGCUCGGAAGCGAGCGCUGCCCCAGCCCCAGCCGCUUGGACGUGAGCUCCAGCCGCUUCGACCCGCUGCUGGCGCUGUACUCGGCCAGCACGCCGCUGCCCUUCCCCUCCGCGCCCUGCUUCAACAACCUCGCCGAGUACGAGAGCUUCCAGCGCGGCCUGCUCCGCCCGCGGGGCCGCCGCUCCGCUCCCUCUCGCCGCGGCCCGCCCGCUUCCCGCUCCGCCCGCCGGGGCCCGCCCGCCGCCGACCCCGAGCGCAUCCAGCGCCUCCGCAGCCUCAUGGUCAACGCGGGCCACGAGCAGGAGGCGGCCGAGGGCGGGGGCACGGCCCGGCGCCGGCGGGCACCGCGCAACGUCCUCACCAGGAUGCCCCUCCAUGAAGGCAGCCCACUGGGGGAACUUCAUCGCUGUGUCCGAGAUGGUGUAAGAAUCAAUGUCCAUAUCCGCACUUUCAAAGGACUUCGUGGAGUCUGCACAGGUUUUUUGGUUGCAUUUGACAAGUUCUGGAAUAUGGCCCUGACAGAUGUAGAUGAGACAUACAGAAAACCAGUGAUGGGCAAAGCGUUCUACGCAGAGCCUCAGCUCUCACUAACCAGGCUGUUUAACAGACUCAAGCUGCAGGAUUCCUCAGUAAAGAAGGGAGCUGACUCAAAGACUGUCUCAGAGGAGCUAGCCCUGACAAAUGACUCUCAGAUGCUGGGGUCGAAAGCUGGAUCAGGACGAGGGAGAGCAGAAGAUGAGCGUGAGAGGCAGAAACGCUUGGGCAGAGGUGGAGAAAAGAAGAUGCCAGGUGACAGUUCACAUCUGGCUGCCAGAGGUGAAGCUGAUGUGGGCAGCGGGCCUGCCCGCACAGAGGGUGCCAGUGCUGGUGGUACCCGUACAAGAAGCCAGUCACGGAGGAAAAGGCGGCCCAAAGUGGAUUAUCAGCAGGUGUUCACACGUCACAUAAACCAGAUCUUUAUUCGAGGAGAGAAUGUCCUGCUUGUCCAUUUAGCACAUUGACUUAGCUGAGCCUUUGUCAGUAUAUUUAUUUGAUAGCAUGAAUUGCCGCUGCAGCUCACAUCGCUAUUUAGCAUUCUCGUUAAGUAUGAUGGUACUGUGACUGGUUUCCCAUUGCCAUAACAAGAUAGGGGAAAUAAUUCUAACUGGAGCAUCCUGAACUUGAUGCCAAAGCAGCCUCCUUAGAUCUCUGUUGGGGAUUUCUGUUGCUGACGGAGUCAGAAAUGCAGUUGUUUCUGUGAAGUGGGCACAGAUCCUACUGCUCCUUAAAAAGAAGCUAAACAGAGGGGGCUGGAAGAGAAUAUUGGUGUACUCGGCUACAAGAGCUAAUUGUGGCCCACAUUUAAGGAGCUUAAGGUUUUUGUUUGCAUGUUCUGAGUAAUCUCAAAAGAAGGUUGCUAAUGAAACUGAUAGUUUAUCUCUGCUGUUACAUGGAUGUUCUCUUUUCCAGACAGUUCUGACAGUCAUUUUGGAAGUAUGAAAAGGUGGAGUAACGUGCUACUUGGUGGCUAUUAGCUGCUUCUUCAGUUAGCUCUCUAAUGCCCUGUAUGAUAGAAAGCCUCUCAAUUGAAAACUACUCUUUUUCUCUGAAUAAUGGAAGGACAUUAAUUUGUUUUUACGAUGUCAAAGCUUGGGCUUCUGGUUUUGUAUGCUGUGCUUUAGCCCUGUGUCACCAGCAAGCAGCUAAUGUAGCUGAUCCACAGGCCUCCAUAUUUGGAGUUUCUCUGUAAAUAUUGUGGUUGCAGAUGGCAAAUUGUACUUCCAUAUUUCACCCAUUUGCUACUUGGUGUAAUAGUGAAGUUUGCAAAGAUGUCAUUUUUCUUCUCAGAUUUAAGUGUUUGUGCUGAGCACAACUGUACUGUAUCUAAGCGCCUUUCAAGUUCCCUCUAUUGCAACUAGAGGUGCUGUGUUUCCAGCAGCUCUUACGGAGGAGAAAUCUUCAUGGUUCUUUCCUAUCCAUGUGAAUGAUGUAUCAUCUAAUUACAUUUAAACUGAGCUUUGGAGGUGUGCUUACAAAUGUUUUGAAGUAUAAAAGUCAAAGUCAGCUUAUCAUAUAACUGCUUUCCAAGAGAGCUACAUGUAGAAGUUUGAGGGUAAAUGAAGCUGUUACAUUAUCUAGUCUAUUCCCUUAGUUGUGAAAGGACAGUAGAUUUCAUACUGCUACUCCUGUAUUCAUCUCGGCUGACUUACGCUUUGUGUUUAAGAUGAAGUUGGGAAAUUGCUUUAUAGUAGGGCUUGUGUUGCAUAUAGAGGUUGUAAGUCUUCAAACUGGUUGACAUGUACUCUCAGUGACAUGUAUUUCUGUUGCUGCAAAUGCAACAUGCUGCUUGCUUGUCAUUAGGGGUAUGUCUGGGGUUUGGGUGGAUUACAGAAAUCGUUUAGCAGGAGUUUCUGGACACACAAAGCAGCUGGAUGCCUCUGGGGGAGCCUGAAACUUUUAUGGCAAUGUUUCAGAUGACAAGGGCCCCUGAGCUGCAAACCCAAGUUCAGCCUGGGACAGAAGUGCCUCCGAAUAAAACGUACUGUUGGCAAAUCAGUUUCAUCAAGGGGGGUAAGGAAAGAAUAUCUACAGUUUCUUGUUAUACAUAACUUUAUUGGUGUCAUCCCUUCCUGCUAUGAUCUGAGACUAGGCACUGAAAAGAUUCUUCUCUUGAAGGUUCUUGUUUCCUCUCCUUUUAGUGCUGUUCUUGGUUGUGUUUUCAUGUGGUCUGCAGUUCUCCCUACCUCCUUCUCUUGUCAGUAUUUUAUCUCUUCAGGACAUUAUAAUGCUGGUUUAGGAAGACUGUUCUUUUAUUCACCCCCCAGUUGUCCUGGGUUUCUGAACCUUUCCUGGUUGGCUUCCUGUGUGGUUGCCAACUAAUCAGAACGCUCACAAAUUAUUAGAAAUGUGAAGCUAGAACAAGAGGCUUAUUUCUGCUCCUGACUUCUCCUCAGCUUUUGUAGCAACUGAAUGCUUGUCUUCAUUAUGGUUUUGGUUGUGGGUUGCUUUUCCCCCUCUGCUUUCUGACUGGUUUGUUUUUCUUUCAGUUUGGGAUGACUGAUCUCUGCCUUUUCCAUUCAUGCCAAAGGCUACUGGUUUUGACCUCUCCUCUUUCCUUCAUGCUUGACCAAAGGGUGUCAGAUCUCCACUCAGGCCUAUGUACUAUGACUUUGAAUUCAGUUCUUGCUCUUCUUUACCUCAUAUUCUUAAUUCUCUUGGUUUGCCCAAUUUAUACCACCUUGUGUUUCCUUUCAGCAGAACCUUUUCUCUGAAACCUUGGAGGUGUUUGUUGCUUCACAUCUACAAGUUUCUCUUUUUACAUUUUAUGAAAAGUGCUGGUGCUUGGACUUGAGUUAGUGCCUUGAUUUUUAUACCAUCACUGACACCUUCGUCCAAAAUCAUCACCUCAGUCAACAAACCUGGUUAAGAACUAUCCAGUUUGUCUACUUCUUUUGCUCUACCUCAUUAUUAAACUAUUCCUCCUCUGUUCUCAUGGUUGUCUCAUCUGUGGAGUUAGUUAAAAGUCUCUCUUCCAAUUUAGAUUUAAUCACUUAUUUGGUGGUUGUUUCCUACUUCCUGAUCCACCUCUUACUAUUUCCAAGCUGCUUCCUAAAUACAGCCUCUUCAGCAACUUCAGAUCUUCCAAAGUGUCUUCCUUUUCCCUGCUUUCUCUCACAUUGUAUCUUUUUAAAGUCUGUUGUCAAAGUGCUAGUUUAUGAAUUUUCUCUUUCAUGCAUAACAUUUGUGAUUUAGUCUCUUUCAAGCAUCAUGAUCGUGACUAAGGAAGCGAUCCUGUACGUGUGUCACUUGCGUGUUUAAUACUUCAGCUGAAGUUGCUCUUUAAAUAAAAUCGAAUGUGAUGUUCUGAA
Messenger RNA from Pezoporus occidentalis (night parrot), 3972 nucleotides. RefSeq names its product LSM11, U7 small nuclear RNA associated (gene LSM11). Gene Ontology annotation, biological process: mRNA 3'-end processing by stem-loop binding and cleavage. The transcript is spliced from 4 exons. The record is from RefSeq and is a predicted model, not a curated record. Gene Ontology annotation, cellular component: U7 snRNP. The coding region runs from base 70 to 1125 and encodes 351 amino acids. Gene Ontology annotation, molecular function: U7 snRNA binding. NCBI's taxonomy places the organism in Eukaryota, Metazoa, Chordata, Aves, Psittaciformes, Psittacidae.